GUCAAUAUCCCUGGAGCUCGUGGACAUUCGGGCCGACGUCAAACGCUUCUGAACCAUCACCAACCAUGUUUCGUUUGAUAUAUGAGGGCUGCAGCCCAGUCAAGGCCCUAUUGCUUCUCGGAAGCCUCAGAUCCUCUACAAAUCCGGCCCAGAAAUUCAUCGGCUCCUCCACGACUAACGCGACCAUGUCUCUUGUACCAGAAGGGAACUCGACCCUCAGCAUCACCCAAGCCGCCAUCAAUGUCUUUCUGGCGUCGCAGCAGGACAAUGGUCUCAUCAGCGGCCUGGGUUACUGGCAAGUCGCAAACGGCUACACUGCAAUCGCGCUGCACGAUCUCUGGUCUGGGACUCUUUCCUACAGCGGUGUCCUAGACGAGCUCAUCGGCAAAGUUGAGGUGAACAACACAAACUGCAUCAAUGACAUGAACGACGACUCGAUGUGGUGGGCUAUCUGUUCGCUGGAGGUCUUCGACCUUACCGCAGCACCAAGUCAUCUCACGGUAGCAGAGGCCAUCUGGCAACACGUCAACCACUUUGUGAUCCCCGCGGGCAAGUAUAUCAUCAACGGCACCGACAUGGGCGGUGGGGUGAUCUGGUCGAGCAAGCCCAACGAGACCCAGGUCAAUGCCGUCACCACCGGUCUCUAUGCGGAGCUGUCGGCGCGAUUGGCGACGCAACAGGCGGACGAGACAGGCAGAGAAAAGUUCCUCGCUUCUGCCGUCAACAGUUUCUCCUGGAUCCUGCGCAGCCGAUUCGACCAGGACGGCUAUGUCGUCCUGGACCACGUCGAUCUGAACACGGGCGAGAGCUACAAUUGGACAUUUACGUACAACACCGGCCAAGCAAUUGCCGCAUCUGUGGCCAUAUAUAACACCUUGAAAGCAAAGCACUUGGACUUGAUUCAAUCGGCAACGACGGACGCAUACCUGGACCUGGCCUGUAAUAUGGCCAGCCACGCCAUGAAUCGAAGCAGUUGGGUUGACUCAAAUGGAACACUGACAGAGCCCGGCGCCUACCCAGGCACCGGUCCAGACAAAAAGCCCGCAUGGCAGAACGACGACGCCGUCGGCUUCAAAGCCAUCUUGCUGCGGAGCCUGGCCAAGCUGUACAGGGUCCUUGUCCGUGACAACGCCCACCCGGAAAUGCAAACGCAGUUGGUCCAUUUUAUCCAGACGCAGUUCCAGACUUUGCAGCUCAGGGAUACAAACGGGAAGGGACAAUAUGGCCCCUGGUGGGAUGGUCCCAUGGAUUUGCCCACAAGUCACUCUCAAAUGGCAGCACUGGAUGUGAUGGCGGCAAUCCAUGCUGUGUGA
Messenger RNA from Cladophialophora immunda, 1313 nucleotides. RefSeq lists its product as uncharacterized. NCBI's taxonomy places the organism in Eukaryota, Fungi, Ascomycota, Eurotiomycetes, Chaetothyriales, Herpotrichiellaceae. The record is from RefSeq and is a predicted model, not a curated record. Gene Ontology annotation, biological process: carbohydrate metabolic process. The transcript has a single exon. Bases 66 to 1313 code for a protein of 415 amino acids.